AUGACAGCUGUACAUCUUUGGAUGAUGGAGUCCAGCAUCCCCCUGCAAAUGGGAAUGGAGCAGGUACCGGAGGCAGCUUCUGUGCUUUGCUACACCCAUCGGGUCUCCCCCUUGACUGCCACUGGCUUUCGCCAGGAUGGCAAGGACACUGCUCUCUCUGUCACGGUUUUUGCUGAGAGUAAGCAGGAGAUCCACCGGCGGUCUGCGCGGCUGAGGAACACCAAGUACAAGUCAGCGCCCGCCGCGGAGAAGAAGGUUUCCACGAAGGGCAAGGGGAGGAGGCACAUCUUUAAGUUAAAAAACCCCAUCAAGGCUCCUGAGUCUGUAUCCACUAUAAUUACGGCAGAAUCAAUCUUUUAUAAGGGUGUAUACUAUCAAAUUGGAGAUGUUGUUUCAGUGGUUGAUGAGCAGGAUGGAAAAACAUACUACGCUCAGAUCCGUGGGUUUAUUCAGGACCAAUACUGUGAAAAGAGUGCUGCACUAACCUGGCUCAUUCCUACGCAAGCCAGCCCCAAAGAUUGUUUUGACCCAGCAUCCUAUAUCAUAGGACCAGAAGAAGAUCUCCCAAGGAAAAUGGAAUAUUUAGAAUUUGUUUGUCAUGCACCUUCGGAAUAUUUCAAAUCUCGAUCAUCUCCCUUCCCUACUGUUCCUACAAGACCAGAGAAGGGCUAUAUAUGGACUCAUGUGGGACCUACUCCUGCAAUCUCCAUUAAAGAAACUGUUACCAAUAAUUUAUAAUUUUUUAAAGGAAUACUUUGGACAAGUUAUUUUGGGUGUAUUCUCAGGUCUGUGAACCCCAUACAAGAAGUUUAAAAAAAACUAUAAAAUGUUCAUUUUACUUUAUGGAUUAUGGUAUUUAUUUAUUUUAAAUUAUAUCAGAUCUUAAAGUGGAAGUUUUCUUUCCAUUUGAUGCGUCAUUUCUGUGCUCUGUUCUUCAGACAUUAUUGCUCAUUUUGGGACAAAACCACAAGUUACGUGCCAUCUUCGACUUUGGUGAGCAAAUAAUUGACUUCUGAAAGCUGCCUUUAGUGUUCUUAUUUUCUAACUUAUUUUCCAGAAAAGGAGUUAAAAGAUGUACUCUUAAUCAUCCAGCUCUUUAUAUACUUGUUUAAUUUAGUUAACUGUGACUGCAGUUUUUGUUUGCUUCAUAAAUAAUUUAAGCCUACCUUCAAAUAAACACUAAACUU
Aptenodytes forsteri (emperor penguin) is the source of this 1187-nucleotide messenger RNA. It is a transcript of the gene GATAD1, whose product is annotated as GATA zinc finger domain containing 1. The record is from RefSeq and is a predicted model, not a curated record. Gene Ontology annotation, biological process: chromatin organization. The coding region runs from base 1 to 738 and encodes 245 amino acids. Gene Ontology annotation, cellular component: nucleus. NCBI's taxonomy places the organism in Eukaryota, Metazoa, Chordata, Aves, Sphenisciformes, Spheniscidae. The transcript has 5 exons.